AUGGCUGCGGCGAAUGCGUUGCAUGCUGACCAGGUCUGGAAGCACACCUUGGAGAAAGAGCUGGAUGCGUGGUGCUUUCAGCAGUUAGGCAUCUCAAAACAUGCGUCCUUGGAGACGCUGCGGAUGUCCAAGGAGCCUACGCUUCCGAAGAUGCCUUCUGUGGGCCAGGAGGUCGUCAUCCAAGGCUCGAGGAGGAGGCCAGAGCUCAAUGGUCUGAAGGCAGAAGUCCUGGAUGACAGCAUCGACAAGGCUGGGCGCGUAACCAUCCGCGUCUUCCGCCCAAAUGACCUGAAUCGCGAAGGCAAAGGUUCGCGAAGGAUGCAGAUCCGUGCCACGCACCUCGCUUCCCGGCGAUCAGCGCCCUCCUUGUCUGCGGCGGGUGCAUGUGCAGCCUACGUCGGAUCACAGGCACCACCCAGCCGACCAUGA
Messenger RNA from Symbiodinium sp. CCMP2456, 429 nucleotides. NCBI's taxonomy places the organism in Eukaryota, Dinophyceae, Suessiales, Symbiodiniaceae. The record is from the annotation of a GenBank genome assembly.